ACUACCCCUGUGCCUCCAUGCCUCCAAAACACAAGCAAAGUGCUGCUUUCCAGAAUGAAAAGGUCAUCAUGACCUUUUCAUCCCUCUGUGGCAGUGCUUCUAUACAACUUGCAGCUUUCCUAAUGAUGUUGUAAAGGGGAAUUUCUAAUGCCUAAGUUGUAUGUUUGAAAAUAAGCACAGCUUGAGACCAAAGGUGAAUGCAAAUAUAUUAUGUUCUUCCAUGCUGUUCUAUUCACAGUUUACACAGAUUUCACAAUGAGAUGCAAUUGCAAAUGGUAAUACUUCUGAAAUGCACUGCACAGACAUGCCACAGAGUAGCUAUCUAGAUAGGCAAAUGGAAAAAUACAAGUUAGGAUCAGUGUUCUCCAUUGGCAAUGCACCAGAUCAUUAGUGUAGUCUGCCGUGAAAACUUCCACUUUCAUUUGUCAAUUCCUUCUCUGUGAUUUUACUCUCCUCCUUCUCCUAUCUUCUUUUCAGGACUCCCAGACCCUUCAAGCAGAAAAUGUGGCUUCAGCACACAGAGAGGAAAGAAUCUCAAUCAGUGUCACUGUGACUUUGUUGGUUUUUAUGCAGGAACAGGUGUCAGCAGCACAGCAGGAACACUGCAGAAAGACUGACUGCUUGUCCGUGCUGCACAGCUCAGUGCCAUGUUCAGGUGGGAGCCUUGAGUCCCUCUGUCCCUCUCCAGAUAGCUCCAGAUAGGCUCGCUCUGAUUUAGCUCCACUGCCUCCUGCAAGAAACCAGUCUUUUUGGGGUAGUCUUGCUGGCUACCAUCACUACUUCUUACCUUUCAAUUCCAAGCAUUCAUUCUCCCAGGUUCUACAAAACCAAUGUGCUAAACCCAAGACCUGUCUCCCAAAUGCUUGCUACUGCUGUACGUCUCACAGUUACUGAUAAACCAGAUAGUGUACGAUUAACCACCAAUAUUAAUGUUUGCAUGUUGUUUUAACCCAUGCCAAGGCCUCUCUCUUUCUCAGACUUCUGCAAGAAACAAAUUAUUUUUAACUACUCACUCUGCCUAUCUUUUACUGAAAAGUAGUAGUAGCACACAGUACUUGACUGUCACAGGUAGAGUGAUGGGGCUCUACAGAGAUUCUGAAGGGACCAAUGAGUGUACUUCCAUUCAGUAAGUCUGAAGACUUCAAUUCAUUUACACAAGUAUGAGGAAACCAGGAAAUGUAACACUAGCAUUGAGUAUUUAAUGCCAUAGUAAGUCCCACAAAUGUGAUAGAAUCAUAAUAAACCAUGAAAUAAAGGGGAAACUAGGAAAUUCAAAAUAGAACCAGCCAACAUGCUCUGUCCAUCUUCAUGACUGUUCCUUUUCAUAUGGGCCACCAAAUCCAUCUUUGGGGGAAUCUUCAAUCAGACACCUAGAUCAUCAGCUACUGGGAAUGAAGGAUGUUUCAGCUGGACAGGAUUCCUUGUUUUGGAAUGCUUUUCCCGUUUAUCAUGGUAAGUGACUAACCACUAAUGUUAGUGACUAGUCACUAAUGUUUUCAAUAUGAUUCCACACACCAGAUGAUGAUACAAUUAAUUGUUUACAUUCUUUCAUCAGUAUUGCAGCAGUUAGAUUUCUAAUUAAUGAAAUUAUGAUCAAUGAUUCAAGGAGAAUCAAAUGAAAACAUCCUUAUUUAUCUUUCUCUGGUUUAUUUCCAGGAAAACCUCUAUUCUUCCUGCUUCCUUAUUUUUGCUGAGAUCUUCAUCUACCUCCUCCUUUCAGAGAUGAAGGGUACAAUUAUGAAAAUAACAGAAGAAUUUGCUAUUUUACAUUUUAGGACGAGAUUUCAUUCCAUUACAGGAAGUACUUGUGAGGAAUGUACCACCUACAUUAGCUUGAGCUGGUCAGUAGAAGAGCUAUGUUUUUAGUACAGUCAGUAAGGACUUUAAUGUUUGGAGAAUUCAAGAUGAAACAAAGGCAAAAUAUUUGUUUGCUAUUAUUGGAAAAGAUUUGAAUACUCCUUCACAGACACAAGUGGAAUCUUCAUCAAUGGAAGACACUCUCAUCACCAAAAAACGUGAUAGAAGUUAGUACCUAAUAAGUGAUCAUGACAUAAAAUAUGAGCUACUCUAAAUUUAUAGAUUUCACUUAGGAAAUGUUUUGUUCCAAAAAGUUUUCUUUAGCUCCGUGAUUUUGUUUGUCAGAAUUUCAUUUUGAGUUUUUAAUUAUAGCAAACCUAAAGUAUCAAACCUAACCUAGGAUAAACUGCUGGGCUGCUCUCAGAGGACACUGGGAGGACAAUGUAUUGUAAAUAGGGUUUCUUCUUCAUGGAAUUUUAAAAAAAAGUCAGGCCUGAUUAUUUAGGUGAAAGUAGAAAUGAGUCAGUCAGCUUUGCAUUCCUGAUACAACAGAGCAGUUUUGUUGAGUCACAAGGUAUACAAUUAUCACAGCCACAGUUACUCAUUUGGUAUUCUGACUUGUAACCUGCUUCCUACCACUGUGAGCAGUUCUCUAGGAGCUGGACAAUUGCGCUGUGCAGUGUAACCACCUGAGCCAGCAUACAUGGAGAGAACAGGAGGAGGGAGCUGGCAGAAUGUUGUGGUCAUCUGUAAGGUUUGCUAGUUUCCAACUGCUAUUAAUUCCUUUAGGAAAACUGCAGUACUGAACAACUAUAAAGAAACACAAAUGCAAAGGACAACAGCAGAGUGCAAUAAAGGCGUUACAUGCACAGGGCACAAGGAGAAGCCAAGAGCCUGUCCUUGUUGGACUUAUUCUUUAGAAAGGAACAGUAAAGUCUCCCGACCAUGCUGUCUCUUAAAAUUGCUGAUAAAAUGAAACAGUACUAUUCUAUAAAAUCAAGUGUAGCUCAGAAAUUCCAGAAAGACCCCAAAAUGUCAGAGAAAUGUUAUUGUGAAUUAGUGAAAUUGCUGCUACUUGAGAUCCUCAGCAAUUAUUUUGCAAGGAGAGUAGGAAUAACAUAGAAAACCCUACACUUUGAUAUUGAAUUUGAAUUGAGAAAAUGUAUGUAUGCAAUAAGCAGGAAAUAUUACAAUUUUAAAACAAUUUCAAAAAUGAAUUAAUAACUAUGCUGCUACUGUUUUUGUACAGUCAAAAUGCUACUAUUGUUAGUGUUCAAGAGAAAACACAAAAAUGCUAAAUCAUUCUAAAUGCUAUUGCAAGCCAGGAAAAACAGCUUUGCUAUGCAUUGUAUAGGAAUACUUGCAAUUACACAAGUAACUAAGGUUUUAUUAUUAACAUCUAUUCUCGUUUCUUUAGACUUGCUGCAUUUGCUGUAAAAUCCUCUGUCAAUAAUUCUGUGUUUUAUGAACUAGAAGUUCAGAGCUUAGGAAUUUACUGAUGGCUCCAGCAUAACCCCAUUGUCACAUCCACACCCAGCCCAAACCUUGGCAGUGGAGGAAUGUCCCCUGGCAUGACUUAGAGAAAGCAGAAGACACUGAAAGCAGGAAUAGCACAGGACAUCAGACAUACAAUAGCCCCAGGCAAACCUCUUUCUUCCAAAUGUGGUCUGUAGAAGGAGACAAGUGAAGCCACAGUUCAGGUUUCACAUCACCAAUGUGGAGCCUCUAAGAGCCAAAGGUGACUUUCCAAUGGAUCAACAGAUGCAGCACUGGAUUUGGAGCUGUUCUGUGUGUGUUAUGGUCAGAGCUGAAGCCUGAGGGAUGAAGAACCCAGCUGUGCCACCCUACCUCGUUAAGGAGUAUUUACUCACUUUGAUUACUCUCAUAAGGAAGUGGAUUUUAGUAACUGCCUAGUUUGGCAUGGAGCCUUCAGGAAGAGACACUCUAUUCCAAAAGCCUCUGCCAGGGCACAACAUCUCCUGGUGCCUUCUCACCAUCCCUGGCCGACAGUCUCAUAACCACAAGACAAGAAAUAUUCUUCCUUGGGACAAUCUAAAUGGUACACAAGUCAGAACAGCUGAAUUAAGAUUUGAAAUGUGCUACUUCUAUCUCAAGCCCAAUGGAGAACUGUGUGUUUGAGAAUUUGCCUAUUUUUUUCAUCUAAUAAAGGCUAUUUACUAUACCAAUGAAUCUGAAACAGAAUAAAAAAUCUUUAGUGCUUAAUAAAUACCAAUACCUAAAUAUUUUGCUAAUUACUUUUCCCAUUGAGCAGAUUAUAGUGGCUGUUGCUCAGCUUUUAUCAAUGAAAUAAAGUAUUUUACUGGUCUUGGAAAACUACUUGGAUUUUUUUUUUCCUGAGCUCUCCUUUCUCUUUCCAAAGGCUAGCUACAAACUUCCUCUGUUUUGAAACUUUCCCCCUGCAGACUGGACCAGAUGCAAUUAUUUCCUGAAAUAUUUAAUCCAGUACUGUUAACUUUGUCCAGCUGAAGUAAAUAUAAGUGAGCAAAGACAAAAUAGUAAAAAUUUAACCCUGCUCCCUGCAGCCAAAUGCCUACUGCUGUAGCAGCAGGAAUGAGACAGACACAGAAGCCAGUGAUGACACAGACACUCAGUGCACUGGACAACCAGCUCCUGAGCUGGAGAUGACUGGUUUCCUAUCAGACCUGGUACAAUACCAGGGACUCUUCCGAAUGGUCGUUGUCCUGGGGAUAGGUGGAACAUUCCAAAUUGGCUUUCAAAUUUCUACAAUCACCUACGUGAAUCAGCAUGUUAAAGCUUUCAUUAAUGAAACUUGGCUGGAGCGAUAUGGCUACCCCAUCCAUCAGGAUAACCUCUUGUUCCUGUGGUCUCUCAUCGUGUCUAUCCUUGGUAUAGGAGGUCUCUUGGGUGCUUCAGGAAGUAGAUACCUGACUGUCAAGUAUGGCAAAAAAAAAUGUCUCCUGUGCAACAAUCUAUUAAUGAUAACUGCAGCAUCUAUCAUGGGCUGCAGCAAAAUGUCCAAGUCCUUCGAGAUGAUUCUCAUUGGACGCUUCCUAUGUGGUGUAAGUGUAGGCUUUUCUACUCCUCUGCAUCAUCAGUAUGUUGGGGAAAUUUCCCCUAGGAAGCUACGUGGAUUUGCAAACUCUACUGCCUCUUUCUUUUGGUCACUGGGAAAAGCCGUAGGGCAAAUUGCAGGACAAAGGGAGCUGCUGGGCAGCCAGUCCCGGUGGCCCAUGCUGAUGGCCUCCUGUGGAAUUCCUGCACUGGUCCAGCUGUUCACUCUGCCCUUCUUCCCUGAAUCCCCACCAUAUCUCCUCAUGCAUAAAGGAGACCAGGAAGGCUGCAAGAAAGCCAUAAGGCAGCUUUGGGGUGAAGGCCAUCACCAAGCAGAGAUUGAUGACAUCAUGAAAGAGAAGGCAACAAUGAAAAACAUCAAGAUCUUGAGUGUCCUGGAGCUAAUGAAAGAACCAGCUAUCCGCUGGCAGCUGUACAUGAUAAUUAUUCUGACCACCUCAGUUCAGCUGUGUGGCAUCAAUGCAAUUUAUUUUUAUACUUUUGAAGUCCUCCAGGCAGCUGGCUUUGAGGAAAGAAUGGUCUACUAUAUGACCCUCUCUAUCGGACUUGCAGAACUCUUAGCCACUGUAGUCUGUAGCUCCAUCAUUGAGCGACUGGGCAGGAAAACACUCAUAAGAGGAGGCUACUUCAUCAUGGGUUCACUGCUAGCUGCAAUCACAGUGACCCUCUCCCUACAGGAUUGGUAUUUCUGGAUGCCAUACUGCAGCCUCUGUCUGAUUAUCUUAUUUGUAGUUGUCUUUGGGCUUGGGCCAGGUGGUGCCACAGUUUCCAUGAGGGUUGAAAUUUUCAAGCUGUCCUGUAGAUCACCUGCCUUUGUGAUCAGUUCAGUUUUCAACUGGCUGGGUGUCUUUGUGAUUGGAACAACCUUCCCAUUCAUUGUGGAAGGACUCAAGCACUUCUGUUUCCUCAUCUUUAUUGGGGUACUUUUCUCUUCAGCAACAUUUUUCCACCUGUUCCUUCCAGAAACAAAAGGGAAGUCAAUUGUGGAAAUAACAGAAGAGUUUGAUAAGCUAAACUUCAGAAAGAAGCGUGUUCCAGCAACUCCAAACCAUGUCAUGGAGGAGGGUUACACCUUCUGCACCAGGCUGUGACUGGCUGGUAUGGAGGUAGCAAGCAUUCUUAAAAGGAAGAAAGAAAAACAUUUGUUGUUUUCUGGUUGGCAUGUUGGUCAAAUGGGCUAUCGGCUUUCAUUAUCCAUCACCUACGAGGCUUUUCUUUUGCCAAAACAGCACGGUUCUAAAGCACUCCACUCUGAGCAACUUAGAAAAGAGAUGAUGGCUUACAUUAGUGGAAUAGACUUGUCUAACUCAUGCACAUCUUGGCUCAACUUGCUGAUGUGUAAAUCUCUUCUAUAAUAGAGCAAUUAAUACACACUGAAACUGCAUGUAGAAUUUCUAAACAUUCUGCUGACCACACAGAAAAGGAAGACUUGUGGUCCCUUCUCUCUCUAUGAUUCAUGAGUUUGUAUUUACAACCCUGAAAUAGCAAUAGUAAAGUUCUUGGCUUGCUAUCUCUGGCUAGAUUUCAAUUCACAACAGAUUAAAGAAAAAGAAAUAACAGAAUAGGACAGAAAGUCUUUGUUUCUUUAGACUGAACAACCACAUCUUUCCAGAUUCCUGUACUUAAUGCCACAAUUUCCUUCUGUUAUCAGACUUUCAUUUCAGUUUGUCAAAAUUCAGAGCUUUUGGAUUUUAAACUUUCGAUAUCAGCAGCUCUCCUUGCUGAGAAUUGCAUUGAAUUAUUUUAUUUAAAAUAAAAAAGAAAGAAAAUCAAUCAUUUGAUUCUAAGAUCAGAUUUAUUUAUGAAAUGAAUAAAGAAUGAGUAAAAAAUUCCUAUAUAGCUUUACUUGUUUCAGUGGCAAUACAGCUAAUGAAGUCACAGAUGGAAACACGUAGCCAGAAAACAGAAGCAUAGGGAGUCCUUUCAGAUACUCAGUGCUAUCACCCCAUCAGCAUCAUCACCUUAAGCCUGUUGCUACCCCUCCAGGAUCAGAGUGCCCACAAUUACCUUGAGGGCAGUGAAACACAUAACAAUAUGCAGUGGAGUGCAAUAUACAAAGUAAAAUCUAAACACUAGAUGUAUAUAGUAAAAUAAAUGUUCCUUUUUAUCUCUGAUACUGCUUUGACUGGUGUAUCUACUUCAAUUCCAAUGUGGCUAUUCAAAAUAUGAAUUCUGUUGUUCAUCUUAACUGCUGCUUACUUUUAUUGGAAACAUUACACAUAAUAAAAAUGGCAAAUGAACUUAUAAUAAUA
Messenger RNA from Meleagris gallopavo (turkey), 7103 nucleotides. RefSeq names its product solute carrier family 2, facilitated glucose transporter member 11-like. Gene Ontology annotation, biological process: dehydroascorbic acid transport. Gene Ontology annotation, cellular component: plasma membrane. Gene Ontology annotation, molecular function: D-glucose transmembrane transporter activity. The record is from RefSeq and is a predicted model, not a curated record. Lineage: Eukaryota; Metazoa; Chordata; Aves; Galliformes; Phasianidae.